UUUGCUUUCAAUUCCUUUUUGUUUUACCGUCUCUUAGGCAAAAAUUUAACUUGGUUGAAUGUUGGAUAGAAAUUAGAAAAAUUUAACAUGGUUAAAAUGCGGUAGAAAUUGGAAAACUUCAAUUUGGUUGAAUGUUGGAUAGAAAAUAGAAAACUUAACUUGGUUAAAAUGUGGGGUAGAAAUUGGAAAACUUUAAUUUGGUUGAAUGUUAGGUAGAAAUGGUAUUGGAUUUUGAAGUUUAUUCCAGCAUAUCGUACUGGUGUUAUUGUGAUCAUGUAUGAAGACUUCUUGACUGAUAAAUGUGGAUGGGUUAAUUGUUAUGUUGUGAGAAAAUUAUUGAAGAAAGAUUUUUAUGCAUUGGAACUGUUUGAGAAAAUGUCUGAGAAAGGUAGUGAAGACAAAAUGGAAAUAUCUCACUAGAGAAACCUCUACAUUUUUGAGAACACUAAUUAUAUCUAGAAUCCCUCUGGUUGCACAAUUAUUGUUGAGCUUUUAGUAAGUAAAUUUCAAGGAAUCUCUGCUACUUUUCACCAAUAUGCUACAAGUAUACCACCAAUUGCCUUUGCCAUUCCUUGGAAGCCAACCCCAAAUUAUAAAUACAAAUGGAAUGAGCUUUCCCAAUUUCAAAAUGUGGAGUUCGAUCAUGUUGCAAAGGCAAUUGAGAAUGUGGGGGUCAGAUGGAUGGUACUACCAACUGCUUCAAUCUUAUUUCUCUUGGUUGAUGAAAAGUCUAAGAGACAAAGUGAAUGCACUAUGGGCACCUAUUUUGAUUUAGUAUGCUCUCUCGAAGGUCACCUAGAAAGCAAUUUUGGUGCCUUGGCUAUUGGUUUACAUGCUGAUUUCUAUCUUUGGUUCACUCGUAACCUUGAUUUUUGGCCUAUUUGGGAUCCGGGAGAUGCAUCAGAGAAAGCUGUCAAACUGAUAAUCUAUUUUCAGUACAUGGAGGUCAAGCGAAUGGGUGUUUUUGUGAAUCUAUUUUUCCGGAGGGAACUACCAUUGAAAGGUAUUGAUGUUGAACGGAGGGCAGUGAUUGUAGUUGAACUGAAAACAUGCCUUUUCACAAGUUCUCUGAAUUUGAGGAUUGAGGUCAAGCUAUAUGGGCAAGAGAAAUCGUUGACGGAUAUCCAACUCAGAAAGAGGAAUCCACAUCAGGUGAACAGCAGUUGGAAUACCACAGGCAAGCAUUUUCAUUGAGAUAUGAGGAGUGAUGAAGGAGCUACAUAAACUGUAGCGAGCUGCAUGAAGUAGUGAGAUACAUGAAGUAGCUAUAUGAAGGAGUGAUGAAAAAGCUCUAUGAAGGAGUGAUGAAGGAGCUACAUACACUGUAUGUACAAAAGGGAAGAUGCUUUUAUCUGCACGUCUUCGAAAGAAUUCAAGUUUGUAUUUUUAGUGUUUAAGGACGUGUGUUAAUAUGUUCAAACACAUAUCUUAGGUUUGUAAUGAAUGUAUUGGCUUUACCACAUUGAUCUUAUAUACAUUUGUUUUUAUUAAUGAUAAUACAAAAUAUUCUUUAAACAA
This is a messenger RNA of Malus domestica (apple), 1518 nucleotides long. NCBI's taxonomy places the organism in Eukaryota, Viridiplantae, Streptophyta, Magnoliopsida, Rosales, Rosaceae. The record is from RefSeq and is a predicted model, not a curated record.